This is a messenger RNA of Aspergillus neoniger CBS 115656, 531 nucleotides long. RefSeq lists its product as uncharacterized. The record is from RefSeq and is a predicted model, not a curated record. The transcript is spliced from 7 exons. The coding region runs from base 1 to 531 and encodes 176 amino acids. Lineage: Eukaryota; Fungi; Ascomycota; Eurotiomycetes; Eurotiales; Aspergillaceae.
AUGUAUGUAUUUCUGGCUAGCCCUGGAAGGGGGGAUCCGAUAAUUUAUCUGAUGCAGGCUGAUGAAAUGAGUAAAUUGAUUUUCAUGGGACUUGACUUGAAUCAUGCCAGCUGGCAGGGAAUACUACUGCUGCUGCUGCUGCUGCUGCUCUAUAUAUCAACUAUUAAGCAUGUAUUUAACCACUACUUGCUGCAUUUGGGGAAUCCGCCAACAAAGUUUGAUGGGGGAAGAGAAAUGCCAACUACGCCCGCCCGUCGGGAACUUCAAACCGCCAAUCAGCAUGAGAAACGGCACUACUUGGCUUUCCCUGAAACCGGACAAUCCACCCUCGGUUUUCUUUUUUUCUUUUCUUUCCCUCUUGUCGAGACUGUCAUGGAUGAGGGAAAUAGAAUCAAGUCCGAAAUGGGUGAGUUCCCGUCCAUUUCAAUUAUGAGUAGUAGUUUUCCCCCUGGGCUGUGUAGGAAAUCAUUUGCUGGUGGAACCGGACGGGGAAGACGGAACCCCCGUUCGUCUCUUAAGGUCCAGGGUUAG